Messenger RNA from Gallus gallus (chicken), 988 nucleotides. It is a transcript of the gene FAHD2A, whose product is annotated as fumarylacetoacetate hydrolase domain containing 2A. The coding region runs from base 12 to 917 and encodes 301 amino acids. The transcript is spliced from 7 exons. The record is from RefSeq and is a predicted model, not a curated record. Gene Ontology annotation, molecular function: hydro-lyase activity. NCBI's taxonomy places the organism in Eukaryota, Metazoa, Chordata, Aves, Galliformes, Phasianidae.
GCGCGUCCCGGAUGGCCCCGGCCCGGCUGGCGGCGGCGCUGCCCCGCGCCAUGCGCCUGCUGCGCUUCCACGGCCCCGGGACGGCCGCGCCCCGGCUGGGGCUGGAGGUGGAGGAGGGCGGGGAAGUGGUGGACCUCGGCGAGGCCGAGCCCGCGCUGCCCCGCUCCAUGCGCGCCUUCUUGGAGAGCGGCGAGAGCGGCCUGGCGGCUGCCCGCAGAGCGCUGGCUUCGGGCCGGCACCGUUUGCCCCGGGCGGGAGUGCGGCUGUUGGCGCCCAUCGACGACCCCGAGAAGGUGAUCUGCGUGGGGCUGAACUACCGCGACCACUGCCUGGAGCAGGACGUCAAGGUGCCCAAGGAGCCGCUCAUCUUCAGCAAGUUCCCCAGCGCCAUCGCUGGGCCGUUCGAUGACAUCGUGCACCCCGCCGAGAGCAGUGAAGUGGACUGGGAGGUGGAGUUGGCUGCUAUCAUCGGGAAGACGGGGCGGCACAUCCAGGAAUCAGUGGCAAUGGAGCACAUCGUGGGCUUCACUGUGGCCAACGACGUCAGCGCCCGGGACUGGCAGAUGCGAAGGAAUGGGAGGCAGUGGCUGCUGGGGAAGACCUUUGAUACCUUCUGUCCCAUAGGGCCGGCUAUUGUCACCAAGGACUCUGUGACAGAUGUCCACAACCUGCGCAUCCGCUGCAGCGUCAACGGGCAGCUUAUGCAGAGCAGCAGCACCAACCAGCUCAUCUUCAGGCUGCCCCAGCUUGUCGCCUGGGUGUCCCAGUUUGUCACACUGCGCCCUGGGGAUGUUCUGCUGACAGGAACCCCUCCUGGUGUGGGGGUUUUCCGGAAGCCCCCCAUGUUUCUCAAGCCAGGUGAUGAGGUGCAGUGUGAGAUCGAGGAACUGGGAACCAUCUGCAACAAGGUGGUGUGAGGACCGAGCCCCCACCUCAGGCCUCCCACGCCUCGCCAUGAUGGCGCUCAAUAAAUCUGCAUCAGGAGACA